GCCAACCAUUCAGAAAAAUCAAUCCUUUUUCAGUUCUUUUACGAUAAUGUCCUUAAAGAUUAGUGACAACCCAAGGGACAAAUGAAUAUUUCACAAUUUCUCCCGCGGUUCUAUAUUUUUGGGGGAUGUCCCGUCCCAAACCAAUUGGCAUCACGUUUCCGACUCUUCGUUUCCUCCUCUCCCCGGUCCCAAUCUCCGCUAAUUUUCUCAGCAACCAAACACCCCCAUUUCUUUCUCUGCCCUUUUUCUUGAAAGUCCAUAGCUAAUGAUGAAGAUAAAAUGUGGGUCAUAGACUCUCUAAAGAAACAGUCCUUUUUUUUCAGAAUUUAUUGAAAAAUCUGUGGUGGCUCUGAUUUUCCCUCUCUUUCUCUACUCUGUUUUUAUGCAAGUUUCUGUUUGGUUUCCCAGAAAAUCUCAGGGAAAAGGAAGGGAAAGAAGGUGCAAGUUUACACACUGUUAAUAAUUGUUGGCUGAUUCGAAGAGAACCAUUAUCUGUAUCUCGCAGAAAGUUUUAGCCUUGCAGGUACACUUCUAUUGAAAUUUUAGAGACUGUAAAUUUGAUGGGUGGCAUAGGGGUAUUAUUGUCUUUCGCAACCCAACCAAUAACUUGCAGGCUCACCAUAGCUUUUGGUGAUUUCCUAGGAUCCCUCAAGAGUCAAGACCAAUAGGAUCCUCUUCGGAUUCAUUUGGUAUGAUUUUGAAGAUUCCUAAAUCGCGUUCGUUCAUCGUAUAUAGUACGGUUAAUUUUUAUCAGACCUUAUCUGGAAUACGCGAAGGAGACAACUUCUCUCUGAGAUACUUUGAGGACCACAUUCUUGGGGCGUCUUGUAGAACUUUUUGGUGGUAUAUUGACUGUAUUGGAUUUAACUCAAGACUCUUUAGUUCCUUGUCUUUUGCUGGUGCAAAAUGGCUACAAAUACCACAGUUGCAAGUGCAUGUCCAACACCGAUGACAGCAACAUCUAAUGGGGUCUUUCAGGGUGAUAAUCCUCUGGAUUUUGCUCUCCCUCUUGCCAUCUUACAGAUAUGCCUUGUGGUUGCACUUACACGGAUUCUUGCUUAUCUUCUUCGACCACUAAGACAGCCUCGUGUGAUUGCCGAGAUUGUGGGGGGAAUAUUACUUGGCCCUUCAGCUCUUGGUCGCAACAAAGACUAUCUCGAAGCAAUAUUUCCAAACAGAAGUCUCACAGUGUUGGAUACUUUAGCCAAUCUUGGUCUUCUCUUCUUUCUGUUCCUAGUGGGCUUGGAGUUGGAUCCUAAGUCCCUCCGCCGCACUGGAAAGAAGGCUCUAUGCAUUGCACUUGCAGGAAUUACCCUACCUUUUGUUUUAGGAAUUGGUACAUCAUUUGCCCUCAAAGGAACUAUUUCUAAAGGUGUAGAUGGACCACCAUUUCUUGUUUUCAUGGGAGUGGCUCUUUCUAUAACUGCCUUCCCUGUUUUGGCACGUAUUUUGGCUGAGCUCAAGCUUUUAACUACUGAUAUUGGCCGAAUGGCCAUGUCAGCAGCAGCGGUCAAUGAUGUGGCUGCGUGGAUUCUUCUUGCUCUUGCCAUUUCCCUCUCCAGCACUGGCCGUUCUCCCCUGGUUUCCCUAUGGGUUCUCUUAUGUGGGUGUGCUUUUGUCCUCAGUUGUGUAUUUUUUAUUCGACCAAUCUUUAAAUGGAUGGCACAGCGCUGUCCCGAGGGUGAACCAGUAGAAGAAUUGUAUGUAUGUGCUACUUUAGUUGCAGUUUUGGCAGCUGGGUUUGUCACUGAUACUAUUGGAAUUCAUGCCCUAUUUGGAGCAUUUGUGCUCGGAAUUAUUGUCCCAAAGGAAGGGCCAUUUGCUGGCGCUCUUGUUGAAAAAGUUGAGGAUCUCAUAUCUGGUCUGUUCCUCCCGUUGUACUUUGUCUCGAGUGGAUUGAAGACUGAUAUAGCUACAAUUCGGGGAGCUCAGUCAUGGGGCCUCCUCGUUUUGGUCAUUUCAACAGCCUGUUUCGGGAAGAUCAUUGGCACAGUAGCUGUUUCCCUCCUCUGCCGAGUGCCGUUUCAAGAGGCUCUGGCACUCGGGUUCCUCAUGAAUACUAAAGGGUUAGUGGAGCUUAUUGUCCUUAACAUCGGUAGAGACAGAAAGGUUUUGAAUGAUCAAACAUUUGCAAUCAUGGUUCUCAUGGCUAUCUUUACAACCUUCCUUACGACGCCUGUAGUAAUGGCAGUAUACAAGCCAGCUAAAAGAAAGAGUAUAUCUGAUUACAAGUACAGAACUAUUGAAAGGAAAGAUCCAAACACUGAGCUCCGGGUUUUGACCUGUUUCCACGGUACAAGGAACCUCCCCACAAUGAUUAAUCUCAUUGAGGCUUCUCGUGGGACUGAAAAGAAGGAACGUCUUUGUGUCUAUGCAAUGCAUCUUAUGGAGCUUAAUGAGAGAUCUUCUGCGAUUCUGAUGGUUCACAAGGCAAGAAGAAAUGGUCUACCGUUUUGGAACAAGGUGAAGGAUUCAGAUAAUCAUCAAGUAGUUGUGGCUUUUGAAACGUUUGAGCAGCUGAGUCGAGUGGCUAUCCGUCCAAUGAUAGCAAUCUCUUCCGUUUCUAGCAUGCAUGAGGACAUUUGUGCAAUGGCUGAAAGGAAAGGGGCAGCAAUUAUUAUUCUCCCAUUCCACAAGCACCAGAGGUUGGAUGGGGUAUUGGAGACAACCCGAACUGAAUACAGAGGGGUCAAUCGUAGGGUUCUUGAGCAUGCUCCAUGCUCAGUUGGGAUCAUGGUGGACCGUGGCCUUGGUGGAAGCACCCAUGUAUCUGCCAGCAAUGUUUCUUCAAGCAUAGUUGUCCUAUUCUUCGGGGGUAGUGAUGAUCGUGAGGCCCUUGCUUAUGGAAUGCGAAUGGCUGAGCACCCGGGUAACAGUUUAACAGUUGUCCACUUCUUAGCAAGUCCUGAACUUCAGGGGGAAAUAGUCCAAGUGGAUAUAAACGAGGGCUCCAACACUUCAGCAGGGUCAGCGACUGAGAUGUUUCUCGCUGAAUUGAAGCAGAAGAUUUCAAAUAACAGCUCAAUCAAAUAUGAGGAGAGGGCAGUGAGAAAUGCUGCAGAAACUACUGAUUUGAUUCGUGAGUUUAACCGAUGCAAUCUAUUUCUGGUUGGUCGAAGGCCUGAUGGUCAAGUAGCUGCUGCCUUGAAUCUGAAGGGAGACUGUCCGGAGCUGGGGCCUGUAGGUAUCUUGUUAACCUCUCCGGAUUUCACAACUACAGCGUCGGUCUUGGUUAUGCAGCAGUAUCAUGGGCUGGAAGUAGUUCCAGGUUCAGUUGGUUUGUCUAAGGUAGUUGUGUUGCCCGAGGACGAAGAUUCAGAAACCGGCUGAUCAGCUCUCCCAAGCCUGUGUUGGUUUCAUUGUACAGAUGAUGAUGAAAAGUAUGGUUAGAUAAAUGUCUCUCUUUCCCUCCAUUUAAACUGCUUGUUUAUGAAAGGUCAUAAGUUUUAGUUGUCAAUUUGUACUUAUAUAUGGAUGGAUCUGUCACCUGUAUAGAUCAUACCUAAUAGAUGCACCUACCUAAUGCCUAAACACAUAAUACUCUUUGCAAUGCAAGUAUUCUUUGUGCAAUUCCA
Malus domestica (apple) is the source of this 3575-nucleotide messenger RNA. NCBI's taxonomy places the organism in Eukaryota, Viridiplantae, Streptophyta, Magnoliopsida, Rosales, Rosaceae. The record is from RefSeq and is a predicted model, not a curated record.